CGGAGUGGUCUUUAUUAUACAAAUUUUAGAAGAGAUCAUCAUUAAUAAUUUACCGGAAUAAGUUUAUUUCACAUCCAAGGCAAAAGUCUUGGGUUUCCAAACACCCAAUUACAUCAUUACUUGUCUUCUCCUGUUUUCCCUCGAAGGAAGUAUCAAAAUUGUGCUUUUGAAUAGGUAUGAAUUAUAGAACACAACGAGCUAAACCACAAAAAGUACCAAAAAAUCUUAUCAUUACAAUAGUACCCAAAACUCUCACCUCCAAAAAUUCAAUUACAUCAUUACUUGUCUUUUCCUGCUUUCCCUCGAAGGAAGUAUCAAAAUAGUGCUUUUGAAUAGUACAAAAAACUCUCAUCACUGAUAUAUACAGUCACAACAAUAAAUGAGUAAUACUUGUACUUUAAAACUGAGUGAAUAACAACAAAACAAUUGCACACAAAAUGAGAUUAAGAGAAACUACUACUCGCACAUAAAACUCACAUACAAUCGCACUACUCCCCACGAUAAGAACUCUGUGUGAUCUCGCAUUGAAUCGUAUCUUUCCAACAAUAUACUCAAAGAGUCCACGAAUCAUACGAACAAAAUAAUCCACGAACAAGUUUGUUUUAUUUUGUGACUUGAUAUUUUCAAUAUAAUAUCAGAGGAACCAAUAGCUCAACAAGUCAGACAUUAAACGUACGCGCUAAAGAGAGGAUAUAGAAAAAAUAUAUAAAAUAUUGUACGGUUAAAAUUAUUUAAAAAAAAUAAUUAAAUUAAAAAAAUUAUAAAUUUUAUAAAAGAAAACGGUGUUUUUUAAAACAAAUUAAAAAGAAAGUGUUUUUCAUUAAAAUAAUUUAAAACAGAAAAAUAUUAAAAUUUAAUAAAAUAAAAAUUUUGAAAAUUUUUAUUAAAAACAAACAAAAGAAAUUUAUUUCAAAAGAAAUAAUAAAAAAGUGUUAAAAGUGUUGCUUAUUAACAAUUUUGUUUAAAAAAUAUUAAAAAAAAAAAAACAAAUUCAUUAAAAAAUGGCAAAUGUUGAAAACAAAAACGCCACCGGAAAUGGUAACUCAGCUUUAGUUGAAACUAAAGAUGCACAAAAUCUCUUACCCCAUUUGGAAUGUUUGGAACGUAUUAUACAAUUGCCCGUGGUAGGAGCUGCCUGGGAUAAAUCUCAAGAUGUUUAUGGCAAAGUUAAAGGCAAAAACCGUGUCUUCAAUUGGGCCCUAAAUGCUGCCGAAGAUUGUGUUUCACGUGCCGUAACCACUGCCGCACCCAUUGUCUCCCGCUUAGAUGACAAAAUUCAAUUUGUCGAUCAAACAUUAGUCAAAGGUAUCGAUAAAUUGGAAGUCACCGCCCCCAUCAUUAAGAAUACCCCACAGGAAAUCUAUGCUCAAGCCAAAAAUAAAGUUAUCGAUGCCGUACAGCCCACCAUUAAUCGUGUGGUUAAAUUCAAAGCCGCUGGACAACAGAAGGCAGCUUCAUUGAAAGAUUUAGCUUGGCAAAAAGCCAAUGAAGUCUUGGCCACACAAUAUGGUAGUUUGGCAGUAAAUGGUGUUGACACAACCACUGCCUUGGCUGAACGUUUAUUGGAAUAUUAUUUUCCCAAAUCCGAGUCUGAUGAUGAAGAAGAAAAUGUGCCAGUUCCCGCCAGCGAGGACCCAGUUUUACACACCGUCCAGACCGUUGGUAGACUCAAGAACAAGAUUUCCCGUCGCGUCUAUAGAAAUGUCUCCCGACAGAUCCGCAAAGUCCAAAAGGGCAAUGUAAACGACUAUUUAAGCUCCUUAAUUGCAGCCUUAAAAUUGCAUCAAUAUAUUAAUUUCAUUAAUUCCUCCAUGGGUACAAAUGUUGAACAAUCAUCAUUGACUGAUAGUUCCUCCACAUCAGCAGCAGCGGCGCCUGCAUCAUCAUCUUCUUCCUCAGCGGGGACUACCAACAACGCAAAACCUGCCACAGCGCAAAAGUAAAUUUAUUUCAUUUUGUUUUUAUAUUUUUAUUUUUUUUUUUCUUUUGUUUCAUUUAUUAAUUUAACAAAACUGCAUUGUUGUUUUGUGUUAAAAAAAAAGAAGAAAACAAAAAACUGAAUUUAUUUAUAAAACCCCCUAAACAACAAGAAUUGUUGAUUGUUAAAAAAAGUGAACAAGUAAAGUAGUAAUCAACAAAAUCAUAUAUUAUUCAGUAAAUUUUAGUUUUACACCUUUACCUUGUAUCAUCCCUAAGAUUUUGCACAACCCAACCCUGCUUAAAAUUUAGUCGUAGUUCACAUACCACGCGCCAAUUUAUAUUUAUUAGAUGUUAAGUUAAAAAUUAAUUAAACAAAAAAACAACUGAAUUAAUUAUUGUAUCUAUACAAACAAAUUGUGUAUUUAAAAAAACAACUGUUUCAAAUUUCGAAAUUUUUAUUAAGCAAAUUUUUAUUUAGAAUUUUUUUAGAGUGUAUAUAUUUAUUAAAAAACAAAAAACCCAACAAAAUUUGCUUAAAAUAUGAAAUCAUACAUACAUAUUAUGCAUUUUAUUCCCUGCAAAAUUUAACAUUUUGCAUACAAUAUUUAAUUAUUUUUCUAUUGUGUAUUUAAUUAAGCUUUAAUAAUGUAGUUUUUUCUUAUUAGAAAUCAAAGCUUCAAAGUUGAACUUUAAGCAUAAACUGAAAUCUUAAGAUAACAAAAACUGUAUCAAAAUUAGUGAUGAAUAAUAAAUAUAUAUUAUUAAUAUUAUUAUUGUAUAUUUAAAA
Molecule: messenger RNA, 2707 nt
Organism: Lucilia sericata (common green bottle fly)
Lineage: Eukaryota; Metazoa; Arthropoda; Insecta; Diptera; Calliphoridae
Gene: Lsd-2
Product: lipid storage droplets surface-binding protein 2
Exons: 4
Coding region: 1002-1943 (313 amino acids)
Biological process (GO): positive regulation of triglyceride storage; lipid storage
Cellular component (GO): lipid droplet; cytosol
Source: RefSeq, a predicted model, not a curated record